Molecule: messenger RNA, 639 nt
Organism: Pipistrellus nathusii (Nathusius's pipistrelle)
Lineage: Eukaryota; Metazoa; Chordata; Mammalia; Chiroptera; Vespertilionidae
Source: the annotation of a GenBank genome assembly
AUGGCGAAGCAGUACGACGUGCUGUUCCGGCUGCUGCUGAUCGGGGACUCCGGGGUGGGCAAGACCUGCCUGCUGUGCCGCUUCACCGACAACGAGUUCCACUCCUCGCACAUCUCCACCAUCGGUGUUGACUUCAAGAUGAAGACCAUCGAGGUGGACGGCAUCAAAGUGCGCAUCCAGAUUUGGGACACCGCGGGGCAGGAGAGAUAUCAGACCAUCACAAAGCAGUACUAUCGACGGGCCCAGGGAAUAUUUUUAGUCUACGACAUUAGCAGCGAGCGCUCUUACCAGCACAUCAUGAAGUGGGUCAGUGAUGUGGAUGAGUACGCACCAGAAGGCGUCCAGAAAAUCCUGAUAGGGAACAAGGCCGAUGAGGAGCAGAAGCGGCAGGUGGGAAGAGAGCAAGGGCAGCAGCUGGCCAAAGAGUACGGCAUGGACUUCUACGAAACAAGUGCCUGCACCAACCUCAACAUUAAAGAGUCUUUCACGCGCCUGACGGAGCUGGUGCUGCAGGCCCACAGGAAGGAGCUGGAUGGCGUCCGGACGCGAGCCAGCAAAGAGCUGGCUUUGGCAGAGCUCGAGGAGGAUGAGAGCAAACCUGAGGGCCCAGGGAACUCUUCCAAAACCUGCUGGUGCUGA